UUCACCAUUACACAUUAGCCUCGCGUCUCGGGAAAGCUUACUGCCAACGGCGACUGACACAAGCGUAUACGUAGACCCUGCAUAUACGUUUCGGAAGAAAUGUCAGAAACUGUGACUGUCGGUGUAAAACAAGGGGACCUAAGGGGUCGAAAAGUCAGUACUAAAUCUGGCCUUCAGUACUACAGUUUCCAAGGUAUUCCUUACGCUAAGCCACCUGUUGGAAACCUCAGAUUCCAGGCCCCGCAACCUGCCGACCCAUGGCCGGGUAUUCGUGACGCCCUUGUCGAAGGCGCCGUUUGUCCACAACUCGAUGAUCUGCAGGGCUACUUUUAUAUAGGACAUGAAGACUGCCUGCUCCUCAACGUGUACACAUGCCAGCUGCCAUCGUCAGGUCUCAGCGAUUAUAAAGCCGUUAUGGUGUGGUUUCAUGGAGGUGGUUUCGGCUUUGGAUCGGGUAACACAGAUUUCUACGGACCAGACUACUUGCUGGAAGGGGGCGUGGUCCUUGUUACUGUAAACUAUCGCCUUGGACCGUUAGGGUUCCUCAGCCUUCCAGACGCGGGAGUUCCCGGAAACGCGGGCCUGAAGGACCAAGUGAUGGCUCUGCGUUGGGUUCAGCAGAACAUUGCGCGGUUUGGGGGCGAUCCCGGUAACGUCACCAUCUUCGGGGCCAGUGCUGGAGGGGCCAGCGUGCAUUAUCACAUGUUGUCUCCCAUGUCGGCAGGGCUCUUCCACCGCGCCAUUAUGCAGGGUGGUUCAGCUGUUAACCCAUGGGCUUACGAUGAUCCCCCUGCUGCUCGUAGGAAGGCCUUCCGGCUGGGAGAGAUGCUGGGUUUAAAGACUGCAGACCCCAAGGAAUUGUUCCAAUUCCUCCAAAGUUUAUCAGCAAAAGAAAUUUUGACAGGCUUGCACAAGGGGCUGACGGACCAGGACACUUUCCUGCUCGUUCUGUAUUCAGUACCCACACAAGACAAUGAGAACGGCUAUGGAGAAGUUUUCCUUCCCGACUCUCCUCGCUCUCUCCUCGCUAGAGGCAAGUUCUCUGAUGUUCCCCUUAUUGCUGGCAUCUCGUCGCACGAGGGCAUGCUCAUGCUGAAUGCGCUCCUGAAGAAACCACAUCUUCUCACUUUUGUGGAUAACAAUUUCCAUCUCCUACUUCCCACUACCUUGGAUGUCGCAGACAGAUCAGAUGCCAUCACGGAAAUCGUACAAAAAGUGAAGCAUUUCUACUUUGGAAACAAAUCCCUUUCGAAGGAAACACUGUCUAACUAUGUGGAACUCAUCUCUGAUGUUCAGUUCGCCAAUGGAAUCAACUACACCAUAAAGCAGCACGUAGCAUUUUCCAAGUCUCCAGUUUUCUAUUACCACUUUGCGUUCGAAGGAAACCGUGGAUUACUGAAGAAUAUACUUGGAUUUCAGAAUCUCUCAGGAACAUGCCACGGGGAUGAGGUCGGAUACCUCUUCAAUCCAUCGGUACUGGAUCGAGCCAUGGAUCCUGAGUCGCCGGAGGCAAAGAUGAGUCAACGUCUCGUCAAACUGUGGACUAAUUUCGCCAAAACAGGAAAUCCAACGCCUGGGCCUGACCACGUGCUGGAUGUGACCUGGAAACCAGCCACAACAUCGGAAUUGGUGCACCUGAAUAUUGAGAAAGAAAUGAGCAUGCGCCACAAUCUUAGAUCGGGAAGUACAUCUUUCUGGGAUGGCAUAAAUGAGACUACACCAGACUCUGUCCGGCAGUUGCUGACUCGCAGUCGAGCCUCUGGUGCGAGCAAUAGACGAAUGUUUAAAACCGUGAGGUGUGCUCUGUUUGCAGGAUUCGACUGCAAAUACAGCAACACUGUUCUCUCUAAACAUACACAUUUAUCAAAGGAUUGCGCAAACAAAAUUCGGUCGUGUGUGAUUUAUGGAAUACUGAGAAACAUGUCUGGGACAGUGACAGUUGAUGUGGCACAGGGAUCCCUGAGAGGCAAGGAAACUACAGCAAAAUCUGGCUUAAAGUACUACAGUUUCAAAGGAAUACCUUAUGCCAAGCCCCCUUUAGGACAGCUCAGAUUCAAGGCUCCACAACCUCCUGAACCUUGGAUAGGUGUCCGGGAUGCUUUCAAAGAAGGCCAUAUUUGUGCGCAAAAAGAUCCAGUGCUCCAGGUGUUCAGGGGAGAUGAAGACUGCUUGUAUCUGAACGUGUACACCCCCAUGGUCAGAAACACUGCUACACAGACAGUUGACACCAAGCAGAAUCCUAACACAGAAGGGCCCUUAAAGCCAGUUAUGGUCUGGUUCCAUGGAGGUGGGUUUGUUGGAGGAUCAGGCAACUCAGAAAUAUACGGACCUGACUACUUGGUCGCUGAGGAUGUCGUUUUGGUCACACUUAACUACCGCCUAGGACCUUUUGGUUUCUUAUGUUUAGAAAAUGAGGAAGUCCCUGGCAAUGCUGGUCUUAAGGACCAAGUAAUGGCUUUGAAGUGGAUUCAACGCAACAUCAGGCAGUUUGGAGGAGAUCCUGAUAAUGUCACACUUUUUGGGGAGAGCGCUGGAGGCUGCAGUGUUCAGUAUCACAUGUUAUCACCCAUGUCAAAAGGACUUUUUCAUCGUGCUAUCUCUCAGUCUGGAACAGCUUUCCACUGGUGGGGAUUCAUGAAUGCAGGACGGGACAGAGCAUUUCGUCUGGGACAGGCACUGGGGUGCAAUACCAAUAGCCCUGAUGAACUACUUGAGUUUCUUCAGAAUGCCCAAACAAAAGACAUUGUAGAAGCCAUUCCCAAAGUACCAUCAAAAGCGGAGAAGCGACAGAUGGUUGUGUUCUUAUUUGUGCCAACUGUGGAUAAGUUCGCUGCAGCUGAUGAAGUCUUCCUGCCAGCCCAUCCUUAUGAUCUGAUCAGUACAGGGAAGUUCCAGCAUGUGCCAUACAUAAUGGGCGCCAACUCAGUGGAGGGACUGAUACAUCUCCAUGAACUUACUGAGGCUAGGAUGAAGAAAAUUGACAGUGAUCUUCAGAGUGUAAUACCAAUUGAUGCACCUGUCACGUUAGAUACAGACCACUCUCUUAAUACUGCAAAGAAGCUGAGAGAAUUCUACCUUGGUAGCCAGGCCAUUUCAGAAGAUUCUAAAGCACAAUAUGCAAAUUUAAUAUCUGAAUCAUGGUUCACCUAUGAGACUUACAAAUCUGUGAAGAUAAUGUCAGCACUGUCUACUGCUCCAGUGUAUUUUUAUAAGUUUUCAUUUGAUGGACAUCUUGGAUUGUUCAAACGGCUGUUAGGACUACAGGAUUUUAAAGGUGUCUGCCAUGCUGAUGAGAUAGGUUACUUGUUUCAUAUUGGUAUGUUAGAUUUGGAUUUAGAUCCGUCUUCACCAGAAUUCAAGACUCUGACAAGAAUGGUGAAAUUAUGGACCAACUUUGCAAAAACAGGGAACCCAACCCCUGAAAUAACACCACUUCUUGAUGUGACUUGGCACCCAGUGGAAAAGAACAAAUCAAAUUACUUGAACAUAGACACUACUCUAGCCAUGCAUGAAAACUAUGAGCAAGAACGUAUGGCUUUAUGGGACUCUGUAUAUAGUUCAACAGAUGAAACAAAAUCAAAGUUGUGAUAUCACUGUCAGUAUUUAUUCACCAUUACGUUGGUAUCAAUUGGCAGAUUUUUAAUAGGCACAAUCCUUUAUGCAUUCCAUGUUAAUAUGACAGUUAUUAAAUUAGCAAAUGCAUGUUUCCCCCAUUAUCAGAUAGCUGUACUUCAGUGUUAAUGCAGGGAAGCUUGUACAUUCAUCUUUCCAAGUUCAUAAUUUGGUUUAUUUGCUGCUGUGCCCCUAAUAAUGCAUUCUUGGAUGUACUUUGAAAAGUUUCCCAUAAAUCUUUCCACAGCUUCUCAGUAUCUGACCUGUGCAUCCUACAUCACAGUCAUGACUGUCCAUGUCUGGUACUUGUACCAACAACACCUUGAAAUUUUUCCUCUUUUUUCCUAGUAUUUUUCCAAUGACCCAUUCCUCCUGAAAUACAUGUAAGUGAUGUUAGCCAUGUAAGCAGAAUUGUAAAAGCUCUAAAGAGAGAAAAUAAUGUAAUAUAUAAUUCACUAUAAGGGCACAUUCAUACAGACUGUCUGCAUCAGAUACACUUAAUGAAUUUUGCUCUUUGCAAUCAUCUCAGGAACAUAUCUCUUAAAAAUGUGGAAGCAUGUUUUUAUGUUGUGCAGGGAUAUUUCAUAGAGAAAGUGAGAAGCUAGGUUUUUAAUGUGCAGCAGAAUGCAGCUCCUUCUGAAAUCGGUACCGUUGUUAUGUAAUCCUCUACCACAAAAAGGUAGUUGGAAUAGACAGUUCAUAUAAACAGCAAAAUUUGUUGUCUGUUAUGCAUAAACUACAAGUGUAUGAAAUGUGAAUUAUAAGUUACUUUUAUAACAUAUAAAUUUAUAUCUAAAUUA
This is a messenger RNA of Cryptotermes secundus, 4412 nucleotides long. RefSeq lists its product as uncharacterized. Bases 100 to 3588 code for a protein of 1162 amino acids. The transcript has 21 exons. NCBI's taxonomy places the organism in Eukaryota, Metazoa, Arthropoda, Insecta, Blattodea, Kalotermitidae. The record is from RefSeq and is a predicted model, not a curated record.